This is a messenger RNA of Naegleria lovaniensis, 1200 nucleotides long. RefSeq lists its product as uncharacterized. Gene Ontology annotation, biological process: protein lipidation; autophagy of mitochondrion; protein localization to phagophore assembly site. The record is from RefSeq and is a predicted model, not a curated record. The transcript has 2 exons. Gene Ontology annotation, molecular function: phosphatidylinositol-3,5-bisphosphate binding; protein binding; phosphatidylinositol-3-phosphate binding. Bases 1 to 1200 code for a protein of 399 amino acids. Lineage: Eukaryota; Heterolobosea; Eutetramitea; Acrasida; Naegleriidae. Gene Ontology annotation, cellular component: cytosol; extrinsic component of membrane; phagophore assembly site membrane.
AUGUCCUUCGUCAUUAUUCCUCCUCCCCGCUCGGAAAGCCUUUCAGAUAUUUUAGCACCAAGCAAUACGUCAUUGACUCGAGACCACAGCACUGCUAAUUUAUCAAAAUCUAAUAAUGUGUUGUUUACUGGGUUUAAUUUACAUGCUUCAAUGGUCGCGAUCGGAACAGAACAAGGUUUUAAAAUAUUUUCAUGCGCUUAUGGCCACUUUCGGAAAGAAUUUGAUUUGAAAUUUAUUGAUGGAGGAAUUUCAUUUGUUUCUUUUAUGGACAAAGACAAGGAUUCAGUGGCACUAGUUGGAGGCGGAUCUAGACCUGCAUUUUCAAUGAACAAAAUUGUAUUUUACAACUACAAGGAAAGAAGAGUAACAAAUGAGCUAAUUUGCUCUAGAAAUGUCAUUUCUGUCCAUUCCAAAAAGGAUAUUUUUGUAGCCGUAGCAGAAGACAUGAUAUUUAUUUAUGACAUCAGAAAUAGACAACCAAUACAUGCUUUGAAAACAGCUAUCAACCAUCAUGGUCUAUUUGCUAUGGUGUAUCUGAAGGACCGUAAACAAUUUUUAAUGGCUUACCCUGAUGAAACAUGCAGCGACGGCCCUUUGGGGAAUAUCAAGCUCAUAUGGUUAUGUUCAUCAACUCACAAAAUUCUUCAAGAAUCUGUUAUUCACGCCCACGAAUCUUCCAUUCGCUGCUUUUCCUUAAGUGACGACGGAACAAUGUUAUCUACCACUUCUGAGAAAGGUACAAUUGUAAGGGUUUUUAACACGGAUAGUGGAGACAAGAAGAUAGAAUUCAAAAGAGGAGCUCUUACAAGCGACGUCUAUUCGUUAUGUUUCAGUCAUGACGGAGCCUUCCUUGCAUGUAUGUCCUCAAACGGGACGUUGCAUAUAUUUGUUGUAGAUUAUGAAGCUUGGAAAAAACAGCGACUGUUAGCACAAGGUCAAACAGACUCGAGUUGGACAAGCACUCUAUGGGAUUAUGUUCCAUCUUCAAUUACAAGCUCGUUGGAAGCUACUCCUAAGAGCGUGUUUAGAUACAAAAAUAUAGAAGGAAUAUCUGUUUGUGCAUUUGAAUCAACAGAUGACUCAAUACUACUGUGCACAAAUAAGGGAGUGUACAUGAGCUUAAAGUUUGAUUGGAAUUGCUCUGGCUCAGAGAAUAUUAAUGAAGCUCCCACAGACAAAUAUGUUGCAAAUAUUGAUUGA